AUAACACCUUUCCACUUUCUUGAUAAUAAAAAACCGCAUGUCGCAGUUGGGGAGUGUUUCUGCGGGUUUCCGUCUGCUGGUAAGGGUAAGUCGGACUAUCCGGUGGCCAUCAGUUCAGAGCAGCAACUUUCGAUUUUCAGAACAGCAACUACCGAUGAUUCAGCACUUCAACAACGUCCACACG
Messenger RNA from Funneliformis caledonium, 184 nucleotides. Lineage: Eukaryota; Fungi; Glomeromycota; Glomeromycetes; Glomerales; Glomeraceae. The record is from the annotation of a GenBank genome assembly.